AUGGGGAGACAAAUGCAAAAAGGAAGAAAGUGUUUCUUUGAAGAAGAAUCCCUUCCUCGCCAGUUGCCAGCUUCUCUCAUUUGCCGCCAAGAAUAUAUAUUUUUUUGUUGCUUUGGAGAGGUAAUUUAAACAAGUUUGGGGAGAUAAUGUCUUCCAUCAAGCUUCCAAUUCCUGGAUGCCUCUUCGACCACAAGCUUUGAUCAGAAUCCGCUAUCUUGUCUGCUUCUUCCCCUCUGAUCGGCUCUGCAUUCCCGCUCCAAGAAAUCUCCUUAAGCUUCUUUGUCCCGCCAUGUGAAACCCUAACCCUGUUUUGGCUAGCUGAGCUCCCCACAUGGCUAGAUUCCAGUUCCACCUGGGCUUACUCUCAUCCUCUCCGCUUUCCCAGCGGGCUUCCGUCGAGGAGGCAGAGGACGAAGUGGUUGAGAGCGAGUGUGGCAAGCAUGUCAUCUUGUCUCCGCUGAUCGCGCCGGCGGUGGAGGAGAGCGGAAGGGACGGGAGGGAGGGACGGGUUCAGCAGUUCUCCGCACUGGCGACUGUGGCGGCAGCGCUGCGGAAGUCUUUAGUGAUGUGCAGCCUCGGUGCCGGAGAAGAAGGUGCUGGAGCUUCCAUGGACAUCGGCUGGCCGACUGAUGUUCAGCACGUCGCCCAUGUCACGUUCGAUAGGUUCGAUGGGUUUCUUGGUUUGCCGAUGGAGUUUCAGCCCGAUAUCCCCAGUAAAGUUCCAAGCGCCAGUGUCAGUGUAUUUGGAGUUUCUGCUGAAUCUAUGCAAUGUUCCCAUGACAGUAGAGGUAACAGUGUGCCAACUAUUUUGCUCUCCAUGCAAAGACACCUGUAUUCACAAGGUGGCCUUAAGGCAGAAGGGGUCUUCAGAAUUAAUGCAGAGAAUGGGCAAGAAAUGUUUGUCAGAGAGCAACUAAACAAGGGUGUUGUUCCACAUGGCAUUGAUGUGCACUGUCUAGCUGGUCUGAUUAAGGCUUGGUUUAGAGAACUACCCAGUGGAGUUCUUGACUCUCUUACACCAGAACAGGUGAUGCAUUGCAACACAGAGGAAGAUUGCUAUCAACUUGUAAAGGUGCUGCCACCCACAGAAGCUGCUUUGCUUGACUGGGCCAUUAAUUUGAUGGCAGAUAUUGUGGAGCACGAACACUACAAUAAGAUGAACGCUAGAAAUAUAGCCUUGGUUUUUGCUCCCAACAUGACUCAGAUGGCUGAUCCUUUGACCGCAUUGAUACAUGCGGUUCAAGUUAUGAACUUUCUCAAGACACUAAUCAUAAAAACUCUCCGUGAAAGAACAGAGGCCAAGCAACUGCGUUGCUGUGAUUUCUCUAAAGUUGCAGAGAAUACCUUCAUGGAUGUUGAUGGAGUAACUUCUAGCUUUGGUGCCUCCAACGUCAACUCUUUUGGCAACUUACUCAGCAUAGAAGAUGGUUCAGACAGUGAUGCCAAUGAGAGUUUCAGGAGCUUUGAAAGGAGAAGUGAAGUUGAAGACGCCGAAUUCAUUUCUAUAAGGUGUUCUCCCACUAUAAGCGAUUUAGAUGUUAUGAAAAAUGGAUCUAAGUGCAGAAAUGCUAAUGGCGAUGCAGAAGGUUUAUUGAAUAGAUUUAAUCUUAGAAAGCUUUACAGUCAUCCCGUGUUCCAGUUGAGUAGAUCCAGUAACAAAGGCUGGACAAAUUGAAGUUGCUUCUGGUGAAGUAAAAGUAGCUGGGGCAUAAUAAUAUUUCAAUAGCCCUUAAUCGAGUCGAGUUAUUACGUCCGGUCACCAGACGUCCGGACAUCCAAUCCAGAUGCGUCGCGUCAUCCAAAUACAUUGGGACCCAAUGUAUUUUGGUGACGUGGCGCGUCUGGAUUGAUGUCCGGAUGAAUCCGGACACCGGACGUAAUAAUUUGCCCUUAAUCGAAGCUGACUUUGUUCUCUGAUCAAGCUUAUAACCCAAUAUUUUUGGAUUUGUUUUUGGAGCGUAUUGUAGAUAAUUUGCUCUACUUCACGACUGUAUUUAGUGAGAGUGUUGAGUAUUAUAGUAGCUAAAAAAAAGGGGGGAAAUUUGAUUGUAUAGUGUUCAUGUUCAAAUUUGCUGACGGUUCAUUUAGGGCUUAUGCGAUUAUUAGAAGAAAGUCGUGAAAUAAUUCUGUGUGUCAGAUAUUGUAUUUCUUUGUUCAAUGUUUCUUUUUCAAAUUAUAUAUCUACCAGUUUAUUA
Dendrobium catenatum is the source of this 2195-nucleotide messenger RNA. Its product is annotated as rho GTPase-activating protein 5. Gene Ontology annotation, molecular function: GTPase activator activity. The transcript has 5 exons. Lineage: Eukaryota; Viridiplantae; Streptophyta; Magnoliopsida; Asparagales; Orchidaceae. Gene Ontology annotation, biological process: signal transduction. The record is from RefSeq and is a predicted model, not a curated record. The coding region runs from base 332 to 1675 and encodes 447 amino acids.